GGAGCAAGCACAGCGAGCCACUCGGAGAGUUUUUGCCGCUGUCCCAGAGCCACCCAGGCCGGCUUCGCGGCGCUACCCCGCGGAGGCAGAGGAGGCUGCUGCAGAGCAGAGGCGGCGGCGGCGAGCAGGCGUGGGGCCAGCAGCGAGCGGCACUGCUGGGGAGCGCACCCUGCCGUGGUCCGGGAGCCACGCGAACUCCGUGCCCGCGCGCGCCAGCCCCGGCUCGCGCCUUUCUCAGCGUCCCGGGUGCCCGGCCUCUCCGCCCAGCUUCGGCUCUUCAGGGCCGCUGCAGACCGAGUUGCAGCAUGAAUCUGCGACUCUGCGUGCAGGCGCUGCUGCUGCUCUGGCUCUCCUUGACUUCUGUGUGUGGAGUGCCACUGAUGCUGCCUCCAGAUGGGGAAGGGCUAGAAGAAGGCAACAUGCGCUACCUGGUGCAGCCCAGAGCUUCGAGGACUGGACCAGGGCCCUGGCAGGGAGGCAGGAGGAAAUUCCGCAGACAGCGCCCCCGUCUCUCCCAUAAGGGCCCCAUGCCUUUCUGAAACAGGAUUGAAAGGCUCUCCAAGUGCUCGCCCGUCUGGUGCCGUUCUCUCUACUCCACAGAUUCGUUCUGUUCUCUGGAACUUUCACGUCUUGCACCUGUUCUAGCUGCUGAUGGUCCCAGCUCUUCUCACCCACCAAGUUCCUCUAGUGGCAUGGUCCUGCUCCUCAUUUGGAUGACUCAGUUUCUCUCACAAGGAUCCAUUUGGCCCAUCUUCCUGGCCACUCCUUGGACUGCCAUUGGAGACCCACUUCUCCUCAGCCUGCUCCAUGUUCUAGUCCCUAUCCUUGGCCUUAGCCUUCACUUGGCCCUUCCCUCUUCUCAUUAUCUUGGGAACUGGACAGGAACACUCCCUUCUUCAAGGGAUUCCUUCAUUCCUUCCAAACACAUUCACACUUUCUUAUCAAUUGGACUUCUCAUGUAGAACGGAGUACAGAGAUGUUCAAUAAGAGACUUUGGUUGAGAGGGAUUGGGUGUUGGGAUCCAGAGAAGGCGCACUGGGGACACCGAAAUGUGGGCAUGGUGCAGGGCUGAGGAGAAUAGCUGCCGGGGCCUCUUUCUCAGCUCUCUCUGGCCCUGUCAAGGAAGAGGCAAAGAAGAGGGGCCCGUGAAGAAUUUGUCACCGUCUUCUCCCAUCCUCAUCCUCUGCUCUGUUGCAGCUAGUUCAGUCUCCAAGUCCCAAGGGGAGACUGCUGAGCCUGGGAGUAAAAGCAGGAGAGUUGUUUUUGCCAAAUAAAUAAAUAAAUAAAUAAAUAAAAUAAAAUAAAAUAAAAAUAUAAAUAAAUAAAAACCACAGAAAGUCAGAGUCCAAAGGACCCUUGAAGAUCACUUGCUUCCUUAUGCAAAAGCUUGCACAAACAGAGGCCCUGGAGAGGGGAGUGACCUGCUCAGAGCCACUGCAGAGUCUCAAUGGGGACCAGGUCUCCCCAACUCCCACUUUAUGAUAUCCUUUUUCCUCUUGAUGAUGUCCUUUCAAAGUAAAUGAAGUGCCUUCUGUUGGGUUUAGUGCAGAGGGUGGCUGGGAAGGACAGGGAGGGACAGGCAAGCCAGCUGUGAACUGCCCAGUGUGAGCAUGGAUCUUGCCCCUCGCAGCCCAGCCUGGAAGACCCCAUAAGUGGUGACAUAUAUACCACACAGGCCAGGUCCCAGCCACAAGCUCAGGCUCAGGCUACUUUAAUUGGAGUUCUCAGGCACUGAAUCUACCAUUGAGCCUCUGACCCUGGUUAUCAUGAUCCCCUAUGUCGACUGGACCCUUGUUCUUGUGGAUUUGGGGGACGUGUCAGAGGAUGAGAAGGGGUAAGAAAGGAAGGAGAGAAGGAAAAAAGGAGGAGAGAUGGGAGGAUGUAUAGGUGGGGUCUUUUGCAGCCCUUCCCUGAAGGGAGACCCUCAUCUUUUACCUGAGCAGAUGUUCUUCUCAGAGGGCUCCCAGGAGGGAGAAGAGACAAGACAGAAGCUUGAUACUCACGUAUUUGUAGGGCAGGGGGAGUCAGGACCCUCAAGGCCCAUAGUAACCCCAAGAUUGCCUAUCCACCCCUCCCCAAAGCCUUUCCUUCCCAUCUGCUGCUGCUAAUGCUGUUGCUGCUGCUGCUGCUGCUACUACUGCUGCGCUUCAAAGCCCACCCUGGGGAGCUGGGCCAGGCAUAUCGUCCUCACCCCUUGGGCUUGAAGUGAGGGCUGCUUGGUGCCUCUUCUCCUGCUGGUACCCCUACCAGGGACCGGGCCUCCUUCCUCUUUGUGAUUUCUGCGUCUCCUGCCUUACCAGCCUGGCGUGCCCAGCCACACAGGGAACAGGAGAGAAGAGGACGGCGGCUGAGAAAGAGGGGAGAUAGCAAGAGAAGAGAGGGGUGAAUGGGCCUGGUGGGCUGUCUUAUUUAAAGUGGUUGUGUAUGAUUCUUAUACUAAUUUAUAUAAAGAUAUUAAGGCCUUUUGAGUUAAAAAACCUGUCCCCUUAACUGUUUGCUAUGUUUGUAAAGGUUGUUCCAUGUAAAUACGUCUUUAUAAUAAAGAGUUAAAAGCUGA
Molecule: messenger RNA, 2557 nt
Organism: Onychomys torridus (southern grasshopper mouse)
Lineage: Eukaryota; Metazoa; Chordata; Mammalia; Rodentia; Cricetidae
Gene: Apln
Product: apelin
Exons: 3
Coding region: 306-539 (77 amino acids)
Biological process (GO): signal transduction
Molecular function (GO): apelin receptor binding; hormone activity
Source: RefSeq, a predicted model, not a curated record